GUCAUCCUGGCUUGGAGCCUCCACACCGCCAGGACAUCCCUCGGUGCUGGACUGGGAGGCAGCAGAGAGGGUCAGAUGGAGCCUUUCAGCCCUUUCCAGGGUUGCCCAAUUCGGGAUUUCUGCUGCUGCAGCCCCAGGAACGUGAUGGUGAUAUCACCGUCAGGCUUUACGCAAUGGGGUCAGGGCUGGGGCCAUGGCCUGGGGCAAAGGGAUCCCAUCCCCAUGGGCUGCAGGAAGGCUGGGGAGCUGGUGGAUUGAUAUCCAGGGCAUCCCAUGCCUUCCGGUGGUGGGAUACCUGUCCUGGAUACCUGUCCGCCAGCACCUCAGCGCUCCUGCAACGUGGAUGGCACAGAUCCACGAUGCUCUAUACCCAUCCCUGGGGCAGCCAAACCAGUGAACAGCCCCUUCCUUACGAGUCUGUGCACGUCCAUCCCAUCAAAUUCUCCCUCCCAAAAAUUUUAGGGAUGUCUGGAGCCGAUUUCCGGGCUGGAACACGCUGGGUUGAGAAGGAAGUAUGACGGCCCGCAGGGAGGAGGAAGGCAGCCGGAGCUGGAGUUUCCAGGGCUGGCUCGGUGCCCUGGCACUGCUGGGUGCCCUGGCGCUGUGCCGCAGCCUGCGCCGCCCCGGCAGCCUCUCGCACCACUCGCACGUCCACUGCUACAGCACGGGUGAGCUGCGGGACGGCGAGACCCCCGCGCACUUUCUUGGCCGUAGCCUGCGCUGGGACCACUAUGUGCCGGUGCAACUGGUGCCACAGCUGGAGCGCUUGCAGGAAGCCACCGCCAGCCAUCGCCGACACCGCCGACACCGCGAGCGCACCUGUCCUGCGCUGCAGCUCCGCACCGGCCUCCACAGCGAGGCCAACGAGCGCUCCAUCUCCCCGUGGCGCUACCGCAUCGAUGAAGAUGAGAACCGCUACCCACGCAAGCUGGCCUUCGCCGAGUGCCUCUGCAGCGGCUGCGUGGACGUCAAGACAGGCCGGGAGACGACGUCACUCAACUCGGUGGCCAUCCACCAGACCAUGAUGGUCCUGCGGCGCAAGCCCUGCCCGCGCCCCGCCAGCCCUGGUCUCGUCACCUUCGAGGUGGACUACAUCAGGGUGCCGGUGGGCUGCACCUGCGUCCUGCCCCGCGUCAGCCGCUGAGCCCUCCCUGCUCCCAUGGAGCGCCGUAGCGUGACUGUGUCACCGCAUCCACCCCCUGACCCGUGCUUGUUUUAGAGCACUCACCCAGCACCGGGUGUCCCCCCCCUAAACCCUCACCUUCUUAUUUAUGAGUUAUUUAUGAGCCUUGUUGCUGGGGGACUUUUUUUAACCCCUAUUUAUUGCUGACUCCACCCCGCCAAGGCUGUGACUCCGGGUCCAGCAUCACCUCACGGUGCCUGAGGCCCCAUGGAUGGACCUUGCGAGCGCUGCGCAGGGGCUCGCUGAUUAUUUAUUCCCCCCCAGAGCUAUUUAUUGUCUCUUCUAUAUGCGCUAUUUAAUGCUGGCAGCGUGCAGCUUGCAAAUAAAAGCUGACCCCACCGGCAUGGUCCUUGCUUUGUUCCCUGCCAGCGUGGUGAGGAUACGGGCGCAGCGGGCAAAGGAGUGGGGAGGGAUGCACAUCCAUGGAUGUCCAGUGGGGCAAUGCUCGACUGAGGGGGUAUCUCUCCAUCCCCGUGCAGUGGGCAAAGCACCAGUACACACCCAGUGUGGCAGGGCAGGACAAACUGGGAAGCGAUGGAGAAGUUAUCAGGGCAGGGGGAUGCUCCACACCUCCAGCCCCAGGGGCACCAGCCCCAAACACUCGCAGCACCCACCACCCACACUUUUCCCAUGGCUCUGUCCCCCCCGGGCACCCACGUCCCAUGGGCUCAGCGCCACCUGCUGGGGUCACCCCACCUGCCCUGCCAGCACCCAGGGGUGCCCCGGGGUGGCUGCACCCCUCACCAAACCAGGGUUCACAUGGGAAGCAAAUGCUGAUGCCUCAGUGGGGUCGAGGAUUUGUCACCACCACACAGCACAUGGAUGUGGCUGUCCCCUGUCCUCCCUGUGUCACACCCAGGGACCGUGGAGCCCCCCUUCCCAGGGGAAUCAUAGAAUCACCAGGUUGGAAAAGCUCUCUUGGAUCAUCGAGUCCAACCAUUCUUAUCUGCCACUAAACCAUCUCCCUGAGCACCUCGUCUACUCGUCUUUUAAAUCCCUCCAGGGAUGGCUUUGGGGGCUCCUCUGGGGCACGUUGUGCAAGGUGGGUGCAGGUCCAGCCCUGGGGACCACAUGCCACGGUGUACAUCCCCCCCAUCUUC
Messenger RNA from Cuculus canorus (common cuckoo), 2283 nucleotides. RefSeq names its product interleukin 17C (gene IL17C). Gene Ontology annotation, molecular function: cytokine activity. The record is from RefSeq and is a predicted model, not a curated record. The transcript has 3 exons. Gene Ontology annotation, biological process: inflammatory response. The coding region runs from base 515 to 1144 and encodes 209 amino acids. Gene Ontology annotation, cellular component: extracellular region. Lineage: Eukaryota; Metazoa; Chordata; Aves; Cuculiformes; Cuculidae.